This is a messenger RNA of Raphanus sativus (radish), 1437 nucleotides long. RefSeq lists its product as uncharacterized. The record is from RefSeq and is a predicted model, not a curated record. Lineage: Eukaryota; Viridiplantae; Streptophyta; Magnoliopsida; Brassicales; Brassicaceae. Bases 1 to 1437 code for a protein of 478 amino acids. Gene Ontology annotation, molecular function: RNA-DNA hybrid ribonuclease activity; nucleic acid binding. The transcript has a single exon.
AUGCUAGCUAAGAACGCAUGGCGUAUACUGACUUCCCCAUCGAGCCUCCUUGCUCGGCUUCUUUUAGGGAAAUACUGUCAUAGUACUAGCUUCCUCUCUGCUACCUGUCCGAAAUCAGCUUCACAUGGAUGGCGAGGCGUAAUUGCGGGAUGUCAACUUCUCAAGCUACAAUUGGGCAAAGCCAUUGGUAAUGGUAAUACAACUAAGGUGUGGACCGACUCUUGGUUAUCUACUACAGAACGUUUGACCCCUUUCGGACCUCCCACAGAAGCUACGAGAGACCUCUUUGUUGCGGAUUUGAUUCAGCGAGGAACUGGGGAAUGGAACCGCCACCUAGUGGAAUCUAUUCUCCCGGAACUAGCGCCCUUAGUCUACCUAAUCAAGCCAAGCAGGCUUGAUGCAGAGGACUCUUUCUGUUGGCUAAAGACAAAGUCUGGCAUCUACAGUGUCAAGUCCGGCUACUACGCCCGACGUGAUGAAACUACACAAGACCUCCCGCUACAACCGCUCCUACAAGACUUCAACUGGAGAAAGUUUGUAUGGCGAGAAGAGACUUCUCCUAAACUCAAACUCUUCUUAUGGAAGCUCUGUCGCGGCGCCCUCCCCCUUGGAGUUAACUUGCAACACAGAGGAAUUGAAACAAAUGGAAACUGCCCCCAUUGUUUAGAACCAGAAACAGAACUUCAUCUCUUCUUCCUGUGCCCGUUUGCAAAACAGGUCUGGGAGGCAGCUCCAUUUACGACGCCACCGGACUUCGCCACCAUCACGACACUCCAUGAUGCGUUUCUGAUCAUGUCGACCCUUCUAUGCGUACCUCCGACCGGAAUCAGCAGCAGUCUCACGUCGUGGUUACUAUGGAGCAUAUGGACAUCCCGCAAUACACUGGUGUUUGAUUGCAGGUCCCAAUCAGCGAAGGCAGUGAUGGAGAAGACGGUACCGGCAGCCAGAGAAUGGAUCCUUGCCCAAUCUGAGUUCAAGCCAACGAGACACCAAUCUAUCCUGCUACCUGAAGCAACGCUCCCUCCUCCUAAUACUUUCGUAUGCAACACGGAUGGGGCAUGGAUGGCGUCACAACGAGCAGGUCUAGGAUGGGUGAUCGCGAACCAGGAGCAAAGCUACAUAUCGGAGGGUUCUCAGGCAGUCUUUCAUGUUUCAUCACCCCUCAUGGCGGAAGCGCUGGCUAUGAGGGAAGCUCUCCAAGAAGCUAAGCGCAACUCUAUUCACAACGUCUGGUGUAAAACCGACUCUCAGGAGCUCGCAAGAGCUAUCAACUCGAAGUCAUAUUCGGUGGAGCUUUUCGGAGUUCUCAUGGAUAUCGAGUUUCUAUCCACUGCAUUUGCUUUCUUUUCUGUUUCUUUUGUUAGCCGAGAGAACAAUUCAGCAGCUGACUCUCUGGCCAAGUUUGCUCUCCAUAACUCUAUUGCUACCUUGUUUUGA